CUCCAUUUUUAUCCAACCACACCGAUACAAAACAAAACACAACCGUCUCUCUCUCUCUCUCUCUCUCUCUCUCUCUCUCUCUCUACCUCUGUCUUCCUUUUUUCCUUUCACCCUCUUCUCUUUCUUCAAUGGCGACGAUGGUGGAUAAUAGCUACGUUUACGGCGGUGUAGGCACCGGAGAAAGGAUACAGCUAAUGGUGGAAGGUCAAGGAAAGGCGGUUCCUGCACCGUUUCUGACCAAAACGUAUCAGCUUGUCGACGAUCCCGCGACAGACCAUGUUGUUUCUUGGGGAGACGAUGACACUACUUUUAUCGUUUGGCGUCCACCGGAGUUCGCUCGUGACCUUCUCCCUAACUACUUUAAACACAACAACUUCUCUAGCUUCGUUCGUCAGCUCAACACUUACGGUUUCAGAAAGAUUGUUCCAGACAGAUGGGAGUUCGCGAACGAGUUUUUCAAAAGAGGAGAAAAGCAUUUACUCUGCGAGAUCCACCGGAGAAAAACAUCUCAGAUGAUGAUACCAAACCAACACUCUCCCUUCAUCACUCCGCCGCAGAUCCCAUUCUCCGGCGGCGGCGCUUCUUUCUUCCCUUUAUCACCGCGUGUCGUCGACGCCGCGAUGGACGACCAUUACUGGUGCGAAUCUCCUCCCCCGAGACCACGCGCACUCCACACCACCGCCGUCGACGCGCAAGUCGCCGUUUUGACCGAAGAAAACGAGAGGUUACGGCGGAGCAACACGGUGUUGAUGUCGGAGCUUGCUCAUAUGAAGAAACUGUACAACGACAUUAUCUACUUUGUUCAGAACCAUGUCAAGCCUGUCGCUCCGAGUAACUCUUUCCUACAGAAACAGCAACAACCUCCUCCUCCUCUUUCAAUCAAUUAUUACAAUAAUGCCACUGUCCUUAAUCAUUCUCCUCCUACAUCUCAAAGCUCCGUUACUGUUCUUGAAGAUGACACUAAUCAGGAGAGUAAUACGAGAAAGACGAAGCUUUUUGGAGUUUCGUUGCCUUCUUCCAAGAAGAGAUCACAUCAUUUCUCAGAUCAAAGUAGCCAAACUCGACUUGUGUUGGAUAAGUCAGAUCUUGGAUUGAAUCUCAUGACUGCUUCUACACGUUAAGAGUCUCUCUUUUUGUUUUGUUUUGUUAAGUAUCAGCAUUAUCAGCACUAAUGUUGUUUAUGAAUGAACAUCAUCAAUCUUGAAGACUUUGUUUUCUUUGAUUAAAAUAAUCUUCUUCUCAUC
Raphanus sativus (radish) is the source of this 1244-nucleotide messenger RNA. RefSeq names its product heat stress transcription factor B-4. Gene Ontology annotation, molecular function: DNA-binding transcription factor activity; RNA polymerase II cis-regulatory region sequence-specific DNA binding. Gene Ontology annotation, biological process: regulation of transcription by RNA polymerase II. The coding region runs from base 129 to 1121 and encodes 330 amino acids. Gene Ontology annotation, cellular component: nucleus. The transcript has 2 exons. NCBI's taxonomy places the organism in Eukaryota, Viridiplantae, Streptophyta, Magnoliopsida, Brassicales, Brassicaceae. The record is from RefSeq and is a predicted model, not a curated record.